AGCUCAGUGGGGCCUUAGCUGGUACAUUUAAAAAAAUAGUUUAGUUCAAUAUAUGCAAGCUAGAGACGUCAGACUGUUGCGUGACGUUUCGCACCAUCCAUUUAGCGCGGUUGGCUACGUACGGUCCAAUCGAAGUUCAACAUACAUUGUUUAUUGGCGCUGGAAGCAACCGUGGCCAGUGGUUGAGACUAACGAUGCAGUGGCAGCCAAAGGAAGGAACGCGCCUGCAAGGAUGUCUGCCGCCGAGUCUGAACCUAGAUGUUAGCUCGUGUGCAGGGCCUAGACGGAUUGUUGCAUCUCAGGACCAGGGGUCUGAAACCAAAAUAACAAUAAGAGCCGUUUGUGUUAAAAUUCGGUAGUAAGUAAAAAAAAAAAAUCAAGAGCCGCAAUGUGUGUAAAUUACGAGACGGUCUUUAAUUCAUAACGUCAUGAAGCAGUAGUUAACGAGCCGCAUACAGCUCUAGAGCCGCAUGUUCCCGACCCCUGAUCUAGGCCCAAAAGGCAGUAAGCCCAUACCCGUGGUCAAGUCAGUGGGUAUAUUCCAUACCGAGGGCUAAUGAACUUUGUACGUACGCAGCACUGCAUUGCUCUCACACACAAACGAAUGACGUUUUUGUGUUUUAUAUUUUUCAGAGAGGGGCUUCAGAUGACGCACCUUCCGACGUCCACGGAGUCCUCUUCCCAGCUGCAGGCGUACGUGUGCUGGGUGAACGGGCAGCUGCGCCGCGUGGCAGGAGCGGCGCCCAUCCGAGAGCUGCGAGCGGACAUGAGGGAUGGCACGGCGCUCGCCAACCUUCUACUGGCGCUCCUGGGCGUGCGCGUGCACGUCCACGAGACGCCGAGCACCGCGGACGAGGCGAGGGACAAUGUGGAGGCCGUUCUGGGCUUCAUCGCGAGCCGCGGCGUGCGUCUGCACCAGACGUCUGCGCAAGACAUCAUCGACGGCAACCUGAAGCCAAUCAUGCGCGUCGUCCUUGCGCUGGCCGCUCACUUCAAGCCGACCAGUCAGAGGCGCCGAUACUCAGGCUCCGGCGCGGGCGAGGCCUCGUCGCCGACGGCGAUGGCCAAUCGCGCGCCGCGCUCCGCCGUUGCCAUGGCGCAGAGCGCGGCUGCCAUCUGCGAGGCCCGGGUCCCCCCAUGCCCCCUACAAAGUGAGGACUCCGCACCCCCCGGACUUCCCGAGACUCCCAGUUCCCCCAGCGCCCUGACCUUCCGCAGCGUCCGUGAUCGCGUGCGUCACUACGAGGGUCAGCGGGGUCACGGGGUCACCGGGGACACGCCCGCGUCGCCACGGUCACAAUGCGAUGCCACGUCAAUGAAGCCAAUCGCCGUGGCCCCGGCGGAUCACGUGACCGACACGUCCGGCCAAUCGGAGCAAGGCCGGACAACGUUGAAGGAGCGGUUGCGCAUUUACUCCGAGGAUGGCGGGGGCUUUCUGGAGGCUGUCGGCUGGGAGGCUGAUGUGAGAAGUGUGCAGAACCUGCUCAACUCUCUGCAGGCCGUGCUGCUCAACGGAAUUCUCUCCGAGGAGGAGGAAGAGGAGCUUCAGCUGCAGCUGUCCGAGGACAACGCCUGGGAAAAGACGAUCAUCCUACAGGGCCGUCUGCAUCAGGCCACUGAGGAAUGUCACCUCCUGAAGCAAGACGUCUUGAAGUGGAAACAAGAGAGCGUGCACACGAAGGGCGUCGUGGAUGGCCUGCGGAGCUGUCUGACGCAGCAGGAGGCCACGCUGCUGCAGGCGAAGCAGGAGCUGCUGCGGGCCAACAUAGAGAGGGAGAGCGCCGUGCAUCACAACGCCGAAUUGCAAAAGAAGUUGGAAGAGAAAUCCGCCCUCAUCUCCGAGCUCAGGAGGGAGGCAACGCUGCGGAGGAGGGAGGGGGAGGAGGGACGCUCGCAGAGGAGAAGUUUCUCCAACGGGGCAGCCCGCCCCUCCGGCCUCACCUCGCCCGGCCACAAUGCUUCGGGCCACAGCUCGCCCGGACAUAACUCGCCAAGCCACAGCUACGUCCAUGCCAACCACUCGCUGAUCCGCGAGUCUCUGGGCAGCCUGAGGCGGGGGCUCUCUUCCCACGACCCGCGGCAGCACACCCUGGACACGCUCGAGCAAAGCAUCCUGGUCCUCCUGGAGUCGUCAGGGAGGGCGUCGCAAGCGCGGGACGCUCGCGCGGGAACCAAGCAGACCUCGGCAGCCCCCCGCGCCCCCCUCGCCGUGGCUGGCCCCCCACACGCAACCAGCACCAGCGCAAGCAACUCGCCCGCCUCCUGAUGCCAGCGUGCGCCGAAGCCUCCGCUCCUCGUUCGUUUGCUCCUCGUUCCGAGCCUCCGAUCGACCUCCCGAUCAGAGCGCUUAUUUCACCCGAGGUUGCACAACUUCAGUGACACUCGAUCAUUUUCACGGUUCGCAGUAGUUAGCCACGUGAAGAAAAAUGGCACGGCUAAAAGCUUUUCGCCAACCGUAUGAUGUGCCAAUUUCUGCCGUGGCCCACGGACUUAAAGGGCAUUUGUGGUACGUGCCAGGCACGCCGGUGCUUUUGGGGAUCCCGAACGCAUUGUAGGGAAUUGUAAGAUUAGAAGGAUGUUAGUCGAUCUCCACUCCUUACAUCCCAUCACCACCACCACCACCACCACGGGGCCUUCCUUUCCAUGCUCACCAGUCUCCUCCAUUCCAAUGCAACGCAAGUAGUUACGCACCUCCGAUUAGCACAGUCGGGUACGUACGGUGCGAAAGGAGUUCAGCAUACAUACAUACACGCUGCAUACGCCUGUUUAUUGCUAAACAGUGGCCCCAUUUAAUGUAGGGUGCCGGUUAAAUUGAAGAUGUGUGUGCGCAUGCGUGCGUAUGUCCCAGCAUUCAAACGUGCUCGCUAACAGCACUUGACCCUACAGUUUGUAACAGCUAUACAGCGGAUAUUUGUCUUGAUCCCAUGUUAGAUGCACAGGUGGCGCACCUACCCAUAACAGCUGGGUCUGUCCCGUGACCUCGUGCCAGCAGCAAGCCUUCCUCACUUCAAGUGGCCUCAAAAUAGUGCACCUAGCCUGGCACAAGCCCUGUGGUGGCCUCACCGCCGACCAGUCGUCGCAUAUGACGUAGACGGGCUGAUUCAAACAACCAUUGCUCGCUAUGUUACAUGGGGCGGAGUUUCACAAUCGUCUGGCGUGUGCAGCUCGUUACCAACCCAUUUUUUUGUAUUGGCACGAAGGAAAAUUGGUCAAAUCGGAAAAAAACGUGCCGUGGUGGGCUAAUGAGGACUGGAGUUUAGAGAAUCCCCUGGGUUAUAUGGGCAUUAGAGGUUGCAAUUAACACGGAUCAGCAGUCUAGCGCUAGGGCCCUUGAGGGCUGCUUGCAGAUCAGCCGUGCAACGCCUGAAGCGGUGUUGUCCUCUGAAAUUACAAGUAGAGGGUGAAAUCCGCUCUGUCGCGCUUUGCGUCACCGGCCAUGAAUUUGAGGGUUCCAAAUGACGAAGCGUUUUGUUCUCGAUCUGUUGAUUUUAAUCCAUUGGGGCACAUGGAUCGCGUCGCUCGCACGAGAUGCGAUUCGUGUAGGUCGUAUACGAUUGGUUUACGUGACCCCCCCCCCCCGCCCAUACAGACACUAGAGGCCGCUACAUUCUCCAGUGUUGAAUAUAAUUCGAUUCUUGAGGUGGCUCAAGUGGUCAGGUCGCUGCUGCUAAGCUAAGCCGGCGUCGCUGAGGACCUGGGUUUGAAUCCAGGCCUGUUACUAAACUGGCUUCUCAAGUGUAGACCGUCUCAGACCGAUCAACAAUGACUGCACACACACAAAAAAGCAUCGCAUUAUAAAGUGCACUCGUAUUUGGCCUCAUUCCAGCUCUGAGAAUUAAAAAAAAUGUUACUCGUUUCAUGGUCAUGUGACGAUCUCACAGCACAGCGUGUGGGAAAGUUGCGCCCCAUGCUGUGUAGACGGUGCAAAUGCCACCGGUGUAGAGAUGCUGAAUGUAGCGGCCUCUAGUGGCUGCAGGGGUGACUUCAAUCCCAUUGAAUGCAACAGGUAUGGAUCCAGAGCCCAUCGAAGAACGUAUCGCGAUGAGAGUGGAUUGGUGGAUGCAUCGUCACUCCCCUACCCAGCCACUGCCUGCUCCUUCACGUGUGAAGGCAGAUCGAUUCCAUGAGUUAAGUGCUGAAACCUAGACCGUGUUUAGAGAAUUCCUUUUUUCAGCAAGAAUGAUUGCCGUUUUUACUUAACUUUACAUUAUUUAAAAG
Molecule: messenger RNA, 4218 nt
Organism: Petromyzon marinus (sea lamprey)
Lineage: Eukaryota; Metazoa; Chordata; Hyperoartia; Petromyzontiformes; Petromyzontidae
Gene: DIXDC1
Product: DIX domain containing 1
Molecular function (GO): protein binding
Source: RefSeq, a predicted model, not a curated record